Schizosaccharomyces octosporus yFS286 is the source of this 1496-nucleotide messenger RNA. Its product is annotated as isocitrate dehydrogenase subunit 1 Idh1. The coding region runs from base 155 to 1225 and encodes 356 amino acids. Gene Ontology annotation, molecular function: magnesium ion binding; NAD binding; isocitrate dehydrogenase (NAD+) activity. Gene Ontology annotation, cellular component: mitochondrion. NCBI's taxonomy places the organism in Eukaryota, Fungi, Ascomycota, Schizosaccharomycetes, Schizosaccharomycetales, Schizosaccharomycetaceae. The record is from RefSeq and is a predicted model, not a curated record. The transcript has a single exon. Gene Ontology annotation, biological process: tricarboxylic acid cycle; isocitrate metabolic process.
CAAACUUUGUAACCGUGCGCGGGUUUUGAUUGCACUAGAGAGCACAAGCAUCAUCGUCCGGUUCAAAGGGAUUUCCAGUGAGCUACCCGCUUUCCCUCUACCAACAACAAAACAGGUUGAAGGGACCAAGUUGAUUAAAAAACAGUAAAUAGAUAUGUUCCAAACAACAGUUAGGAGGUCAUCUGCAUUCCAGCCUUUAAAAUAUGGUGGAAAGUACAAGGUAACUUUGAUUCCAGGAGACGGUACCGGAAAAGAAUUAUCUAACUCGGUUUCAACUAUCUUCAAAGCUGCCAAUGUUCCGGUAGAAUUUGAAGAAAUUGAUGUGACAGGAAUGGAUAAGAGAGACAAGCCAACUGAUGUGAGUUUACAUGAAGCAAUUCAAUCUUUGAAACGCAACAAGGUUGGUUUGAAAGGAAUUUUCUAUACUCCUUCUGAACGCAACGGACACUCUUCAUUCAACGUUGCUUUGCGUAAGGAAUUAGACUUGUUUGCAUCCUUGUCGCUCAUCAAAAAUAUUCCGGGCGUAAAAACUCGUCAUAACGGUGUUGAUUUUGCUCUUAUUCGUGAAAAUACCGAAGGUGAGUAUUCCGGUUUAGAGCAUCAAUCCGUUCCCGGAGUGGUUGAGUCUCUUAAAAUUAUUACCGAACCAAAGUCGAAGCGUAUUGCUCAAUUUGCAUUCGACUUUGCCCUUAAAAACAACAGGAAGUCCGUCACCUGUAUUCAUAAAGCCAAUAUUAUGAAGAUGGCUGAUGGUCUUUUCCGUAAAACAUUUUACAACACCGCAGCUAAUUACCAGUCUAUCACCGCAAAUGACUUAAUUGUUGACAACGCUUCUAUGCAGGCCGUCUCUCGUCCUCAACAAUUUGAUGUGCUUGUUACUCCCAACUUGUACGGAAGUAUCUUGAGCAACAUUGGCAGUGGUCUAGUUGGUGGUCCUGGUGUUGUCCCUGGUGGUAACUUCGGACAUGAGCAUGCUCUUUUCGAACCUGGCUGCCGCCAUACUCAAUUGCACAUUACUGGUCGUAAUGAAGCUAACCCUACUGCUAUGAUCCUUAGUGCUUGUAUGAUGCUUCGUCAUCUUGGCUUGAAGGAAUAUGCUGAUUUGAUCAAUGCUGCCACUUACUCUGUUAUCGAAGAUGGAAAGACUGUCACCAAAGAUUUGAACGGUACCGCCAACACUGAGGAAUUUACUCGUGCCAUUCUUGAAAGAAUGGAAAGACUUUGAGUUUGUUAUAUGCUCUCUCUUUGAAUUUCUCUCGUUUGCUUGAACUGCGUUUCGUCGUUGCAAAGCCUGCUUCGUUUAUGUAAAAUGGAUUCCCCCUCUCUUCUUUAACUCAUGCAUCUAGUCGAGAAAACUAGGUGAAGUACUAGUUUUAUUCCUGCCUAGUUUUCUAUUGUGUCAAGUACUACUUUGCUUAUACGGUAACAGUAUAUCGGACCAAUCAAUCUUAUAACUUCUUGUCUUAUUCUAUGAAUUCAAUUUUCAAUGCCCUGAC